This is a messenger RNA of Aureococcus anophagefferens, 372 nucleotides long. RefSeq lists its product as hypothetical. Gene Ontology annotation, molecular function: heme binding; oxygen binding. The transcript is spliced from 2 exons. The annotation marks the transcript as partial. NCBI's taxonomy places the organism in Eukaryota, Pelagophyceae, Pelagomonadales, Pelagomonadaceae. The record is from RefSeq and is a predicted model, not a curated record.
GGCGUCAUCCUCUUCCGCCACAUUUUCGAUAUCGCGCCCGAGGCCAAGGGCCUCUUCUCGUUCGCCAAGGGCAAGCAGUCCGACGAGGAUUUGUACAACAACCUCUACCUCAAGAAGCACGGCGCGAACGUCGUCAUGACCGUGAACACGGCCGUCGAGGGCCUCACGGACCUCGACGCGCUCGUGCCCGUGCUCAAGGGCCUCGGCAAGCGCCACCCACACACAUCGCCUCCACCGCAGGUGCUCCCGCCGCACUACGACGUCGUCGGCCAGGCGUUGAUCGCGACGCUCGGCGACGCUCUCGGACCGCAGCUGACGCCGGAGGUCAAGGAGGCCUGGCUCGCCGUCUAUGGUAUCGUCAAGGACACCAUG